Molecule: messenger RNA, 1379 nt
Organism: Aspergillus novofumigatus IBT 16806
Lineage: Eukaryota; Fungi; Ascomycota; Eurotiomycetes; Eurotiales; Aspergillaceae
Exons: 1
Coding region: 18-1379 (453 amino acids)
Source: RefSeq, a predicted model, not a curated record
CUCACCUAUUCUCAAAAAUGACCAUCCAUCUUCCUCUGGAAAUCCACACCCAGAUCUUCAAUAUUCUGCUUGAGGACCUGUAUGAUCCCGAACAUCCUCAAGAGGCAUUUAAGCUUCGCUUGAUUUCCAAGUCAAUACAAGGAAUCCUUGACCCGGUCUUGUAUAGAAAGAUUAAAACACCAUCAGACAAUGGGGUGCGCAUUCUUUGCCGCACGAUAAUACCACGGCCUCAACUUGCGGCUCAGGUUGAGGAGAUUCACCUGGAAGAAGGCGAAUGGUCAGAAUCUGAUGAAGAGGAGGAGGAUGAAGAGGAGGAGGAUGAAGAGGAGGAGGAUGAAGAGGAGGAGGAUGAAGAGGAGGAGGAUGAAGAGGAGGAAGAGAACACAGAUGCAGAGUCUGAUUCUGGUUCAGAUUUAAAGGUUCAACGAGCGCGUAUGAGACAAGAAUCAAAGCUCCUAGCAGGAGCAGCAGACCACCUCAAAGACAGAUUCACAUCUGAUCCUUCACGCUCUGUCGCGCUUAAGAAAAACAACCUCUCCUGGCUCACGCGAUCAACCCAUAAAACCAGAAAAUGGCUUCUGCUCUUUCAGCUCUCCAACCUCAAGUCUCUCACAUUAGAAACCCACACUGACACAUUCACAAACAUGGCCUUGUUUCUUCGUCUUCCCCGCCUGGAGGAGCUAGACUUUGCCGUGCUAGCCCACAGUGUUGAUCGCCCACCAUGCCUCAACUAUGCUCCACCUGAGGAGAUCCUAGAGAGCAUAAUCCGCCACACUGAUCGGCUGAAAUCCCUUAGGUUCGAAGACAUGAGCGGAACAGUGUGCUUCCCUGUUCAGCAUGAUGCGCCUAAACUAAAGCGGAUUCUUGAGAAGUACGUCGCAGAGACACUCACAUACCUCUCCAUCUGCCUCUGCAAUAAUGAUGAGAAGGACUGGCGGGAGGAUCAGGAGUUCAGCUACAUUACGGGGCAUUUUGGAUCUAUGAAGAAGUUCACAAGAUUAAAAGGGCUCAUAAUGCAGCUGGAGGUCUUGCUUGGUAAGACCAAUGACAAUGAUGGGCUGAGACUUAAGGAUGUUCUACCCUCACAAUUGGAGUAUUUCACCGGUUUAAAUCUUCCAGGUUACGAAGCGGAUAGCAUCUGGGAUGAAGAGCAUUAUAUUUUGCAAUUUAAGGAUCUGGCUGAAGCCGUGAUGCGAGAUGGUCGAGUAUUUCCCUCACUGGAAUCCGUUAAAAUGCAUCUACACCGAAAGGAUUACUUUUCCACUGAUAAAGAGUGUAUUAUGAAAGAGCAGUAUAAUGACGGAGUGCUGGGUGACUCACGGAUCUACUUUGGUUUCGUGCGCGGUCCAUAUGCUGAUGACGGGCCAGGACCGGGAUAA